CUGAAACACCCACUCAAAGAUACAUACUCUGCUCCUAUUGCGUGAAAGCGCGAACCUGCGAUGGCUUCCUGCGAUGGCGAAGCUCAGCCGUAUAGAGAUCUCUCCUACUCCAGACUAUCGGAAUCUGGCUGCCUAGGACAGCUAAACUCUCAGACUCGGACCUUGGUCGCCGACCCUUGACAGUCUUGGACAGCACUCAGUAUCUCCCUCGAGUUUUACCCAAGCCACCGCUCGAUCCGCACCUGUAUACAUCACAUGUCACAGGCAAUCCUAAUCAUACCCCGCUAUUCAGCAGUGCCUGCCAUGAGCUCCUUCAAACCAUGCUAACGAUCGUUCAUACGCGUAUGGCUCAUAUACGACCAGCUCGGACUUUCGAGGUCACGGUUUUCCAUAUAUCAGGCCGUUGGGGAUGACAUCGUCGAGCGCGGGGACUUUGGGGUCAAGGCCUUUUUGGGGCCGCAAGGACUGGCAAAUGGGCGAUAAACUUGCGUGUGCAGCAUUUCCCCAAGCCAAAUGGCGGCAAUGGUAAUGAGGCAUGUUAAAUAAAUGAUAAUCGUGACAAAACACCUGGGCCGUCAAGAAAUGGACUCCAAAUGACUGGCAUAUCGUGACUCUGCCCAAGCCUUCGCCCUCCCCUUGCGGGCCACCGCUGGAUCCUCUGAGCCUGAUUCCGUAUCCGAUUCGUCACUGUCACCGUAAUUUGCGAGAGCCCCCAGUCCCGCGGUCUCCGAGUCCAUGCCUUUCCUCGCCCCAUCGUCACAUCGCAUUCUUGCCUUGAGCUUGAUCAAGGACCACGCAUUCUUCCAUCGACCACGUAAAAAAGCAAACCGACCGUCUGUACCGUGAUUUGCAAGAAUGCGCAUCUCCAAUUGAGCCACGUUGUCCGAGGAAGCUAGACUGCCGGCAGUGCGCUCCAUCAGAACUAUUUGAUUUUCGUCCGGCUUGAAGACGGAUGGGUAUUGACCACGUCAAAGAUGUAUGGGACAGCGACCCACCUCCUCACCGUCACCACCCCAUGGAUCUUCCUCCAAGGACGCCCGGGCUGAUUCUUCAUCCUCUCGUUCACGCGCUCUCACUCGUUCGUCCCGGACCCGGUUGAUGAGAACUUGCUGUUUUUCUCGUUGAUAGUCGGCUUUCUUUUCGGGUGAGAAGAAAAAGGUGUCCUCCGUGUCAGAAGGGAGAUCGGACCACCCAGAGGGCGAAAGUGAACGCGGUAUUUCUUCAGCAGAAACGCCUUUGUUUGGCAGUGUAUCAAGUAAGAACAGCGCGUCGUAUCUGAGGAACAUAAGAACGACCAUCUGGGGCAGUAAAUGAAGGAGGAAAGCGAACCGGGACACUCAUAUGUUACAGAUUCAUAGACGUGGGCAAAAGCGUGCCUUUUCAGGCAGAGAGGACAUACCUGUCGGCCCAAAUCAAUGGCCUGCCUCGUUCAGGCGCGUGGCCAGCGGCGAAAUCAUCGUCGACAUGCGCAGUCGGCCUGGAAAGCGAAUCCAAGCUAGUCCAUUGUAUGAGGGCAGAUUGAGUUCCUUCCCGACUCGGUUGUUCUAACGAUUGUGCUGCAUGGCGCGCCCUUGCUCCUCUGACGACGUCGGCUUCGAAUGCAAGAAUGUAUAGGUUAGGAUCUAAAGCCUCGCCGUCCCGAGACGCAUCUCCACAGGCAGACUGAAAGGUCUUUCUCUUUUCACGAUACUUUCUCUUCUUCGAGGACAUUGAAGAAGCCUUGUGAUGGAGACACAGGAAGUAAGAGAAGAAAGAUGAAGCCGAUGAAGCAGGAUGAAGCUGAGCAUCUCCACAGCCACCUGUCAUGGUGUCAUCAUCGCGACCACAUGCAAACACUUGACUUACCUUCCGCUCUUAUCUCGACUCCGUCCUCAAUAACAUAUCUAAUUCCAUAUUCUCGAUGCUCAGCUCCGCUGAACCCUAUCGCAGUCUUCUCUGUUCUGCUUGAUCCUCGACGAAUCGUCGUGUCGCACUUCUAGCCCCGAAACUUCCGUCGGCUUCAAUACAGCAAGAAAAUUCACGAGUUUUUAUCAUUUCUGACGUGCGUCUGGCGCGGGGACAACUGUGUUUCCCUCCCGCUGUUGCGGCGUGCAAAGCUGGAACCGUUCGGCAUGUCUCGCGCGAACUCGGACCAGGACAUCUCCGAUGAUGAUCAUGACAUCAUAUACACUCGUAACACCCGGGCUUCAAGGGUAACACUGAGGACACGCCUUUUCGGCCGGAUGAAGGCGGAUACGAUUUCGACUGCCCCGGAGAUGUGUGGAGCUGGGGAGACUGAAACGGAGUGGGAUGAGCCUACUCAUCACGCCUUCGGCAUGUCAGAUUGAAGGAUAUGUCGUAUACUAAACAGUUCACUCAGUCGCGCCAUCUUCCAACUUCACGUGUCCGGCCUGCCUCGAUACCCAUCGUACCUCCGACAACAUUAGAGCAGCGGUUGACUCCUCUGUUGUUCGAAUUCUCUCGUCUGCUUUCUGUCGUUCCUGCUCUGCUGGGAGUAUUGUACAACUGUUAUCAUGUUUAUCAUCCACCAUCCGGUCUCCGGGCACCGGAACGCAUCGACUUUCUAGUGUCUGUCCUGUGGGCUAUGCUCACUGGGUACCAGUGCUUGGCGUUGACCACUGGCCUCUUGACUCGUUGGCGUGUCUACUAUCCGCCUCUGGCGACACUCAUCCGCCUGCUCGCCUUGCAAGGAAUUUGUUGGCCCGCGACUCAUGCAAGCCUCUCAGUUCUAGACCACACUCGUCGUCCCGCCGCCGUUUGGGCAGCCAUCGGCACAACAACUUGUGUCAGUCGCAGUGUACAGAUCUGGGUCACGAGUAAUCUAUGGUGGGAAACAAAGGAGAUCAGCAGCGGAGCUAAGACCAGUAAAGCGACUGGCUCCGGUGUGGGCGGAUGGCGCCGCUUCGGCGGCAGAUGGGGCGGAAGAAGAUGGGAUUGGCGCGAAGUGGCGCUGCAAUGCAUGUUUCCGGCCGGUGUGCUCUAUUUUGUCAUGGCUUGGGCAGAGCAGUUGAGGAGAGAGUGGUCACAGUGUUGAUUCAAUUCGGAAUAUCGCUUUGUAUAUCUUGCCGCUUUCUCUGUUCCUUUCUCUUUCUGCUGGAUGUGCAAGAUUAUUGUUGAGGAUAGUUCUCAGCAGAUACCGAUAAAAUUGGUCAGUAAUCGAUUGUUGCAAACGUGACCAAAUGCAUUUGCGGUCAGAUGCUUCCACUCGCUUGCCAUCCAGCUCUCGGCAGCGCAACCAUCUCUCCUUUCUAACACCGCUCAUUAUCAGUAAUAACCUUGGAACUGCGCAAACUCAAAUCCUGGACUUGGCACGAUAGCACGCAAGGAUGGCCUCGGACUCGUCGGCUUCUACCACGCCUCUAAUCUUAACACCGGACUCGACGGGAAUUGUUGAAGCCGAUCCUUCUGGUAAUUCCUCGACGCAGCUCAGGAAGUCCCGACGACAAACCGCGUUCUAUCCUCAUGUCAAUUCGUCGAACAAGACACAGAAGCCGUUCAGCCGGAGCGCUGCGAAGCGGGAGAGUGUGAUGGCGUUGGGAAGCAUUGAGCAUCUGCAGCAUUAUUUCACGAAGACUGGCAUUGAAGCGAAGAAGAGUUCGAAAGCAGGGAAGGGAAUCCACGGCCUAGUCCCCGUUUUCGGAGGUCUUACGCAUGGGCGCACGGAUUCUGUCGAGUCAGCUUAUGCGGACCUGCCUCCCUCUCCGGUUAUUCCUCAGCCCCCAGUCCAGGCCUUUCCUCCCUAUGUCAAAACAUACGAGAUGGAUCCGGAGUCUCUUCUGCCCGGCGUCAUUGAUGACCUGUCGGAUGUCGCCUUUGCGUGGAAUAUCGACCAAACUGCCCCCCAAACCAAAUCCUUCGCUCUGCUAUCCGUGGGCAGCUCCUCGAACUACGUCGACGUGCUCAAAGUGUUACAAACGACGACCCGGGCCAUCCGCUCUGUCCGUAACUAUCUCUUGUCGCUACCAGACGAGUCCGCGGGAACGAUCAGGGCACAAUUCCGAUCGCGGCAUCUACCGGGGAGUUUCCGUCCGGCCAUGUCGUCCAGUCUCGCGUCUUCGCGGUCGAUCACCGAUCUGAGGGCUGCAGCUGCAGCUGCCAAAGAGAAAGAGAAAGAGAAAGAGAAAGAUCCGCUUUCGCUCAUUCGGCGCGCAGCAUUGGAGGUCCUUACGGUCCUGCGGGAUCUGGAGGAGCGCUGCCGGCUGCCGCUGAGUGACGAUGCAUAUGACGCACAGAGCGACCGAGGCUCCAGGGGUGGGCACUCGCGCAUUGCUAGUCCUAGCAUGCUUUCCGAUGUGCCCUUACCGGAUGGGGGAUCAUCAUUUGACCAUGAUGAACACCACGACCACGAUGGUAAUGUUGCCUUUUCGCUGGUGCAGGUCAACGGGAGGUUCGAGAGCGUGCCGGUUUGGGAGGAUGAGGACAGCGUUGUAUGGGACGACGAGGACGACAACAAGGUCAAAAAGGAAGGCUGGGACGAGAAACUGGUUCUGGGCAGCGGCUGGCUCUAUCGACAGGACGUAACUUUGGAGGCUCUCGGCCGGGAGCGGGGUAUGGUGUCUGCAUAUCUGGACGUCGUUGACGAAGUCAUCUUCGAGGGCAAGAAAGCCGAGAACGAACGAGGUUGGGCACGAGAGCGUCGCAAGGCUUCCGAAAAGGGCAGUGUCAGGUCUCGCAGCAGAGACACACGGAGGGCCAAUUCGAGUGACGACGGCAGUGUCUUUACGUCCAACUCCGCAGAAAAAGCCAAACGCCGUGUCUCGAUGGGCAUGUUCGAGAUGAUGAGUGCGCUCAAGGUGACAGCGGAACCCGGGCAGAUUGAUGAAAUUGACGAGGAGAGCGACGGCACCGAGGAGAGCGUGGAUGACGACGAUCUACCGGAAUGGGCACGACGGGCUGCCUUUGAGAACGAUGAACUUGGUCGUGCGCACUCCUUGCUGGCUUCGUCGUUGCCUCCCAAUCUCGUGGGAGCUCUCGCCCCCUCAACGUCGAGACUCAAGUUUCUGGAAUCUCUUUCCUCUGGACAGCUGCUUAGCGUUGCAUACAAUACGUGUGUACGCAAAUCCAAGAAACCUUGGGGAUACAUCAGUCCAGAUGGCAUCCAUGACAUACUGGCCCUCGAGGCAGCGACAGGAGACGGAGAAAGCAAGAAGGGCUGGACCUUCCGGCGCAUAGACAAUCUUCGACUAUGGGGAGGUGCAUUGAAGAUACGGUAUAUGCUGCCGAUUACUGCACCGCCAUCCGGCACUACGCCACUGGGAACGCCAUUGAAUUCUCCUUCUAUCCAGCAGCGGUUCAAUCCAGGCCAACCGCCGGUCGUCUUCGACGCUAAGAUUGUGGCACGGCAAGACGCGGGGUGGGAUGAGAUUCUCGAGGGUGUGAUUUUGCGCUGGAUGCAGCGAGUGGUGGCGGAGAAACGAGGAGAGGCAUGAUUAAUGUACACGACGACCUUGGAUUGAUUAUGAAAGGGAAGGAAAUAAUGUCUGUUCUGUAUCUGUAUGACUUGAAUCUAGACAUGCUUCAUAUGCUUUCGGCCGAAGUAUUCGGAUGACAUCGGACGAAAUGAACCACAAUUACCCUUUUCGGAAAUGAACUUUACGGUCUCCGAAUGAACAAGGGAUGAUGUUGGAGGGUCAUAAAAACCUUCCAUAGACUGCAGUAGCCUCAAAUAUCUGACUUUCAAACAUUUUGCUUGCAUAGAACCCGGUGGAAUUGGCCGGC
Mycena citricolor is the source of this 5718-nucleotide messenger RNA. NCBI's taxonomy places the organism in Eukaryota, Fungi, Basidiomycota, Agaricomycetes, Agaricales, Mycenaceae. The record is from the annotation of a GenBank genome assembly.